UAGGGCUGGGGAGGGAAAUUGAAAUAAAGAACAAAUGAACUUGACAGUUAAUGUUGGAGGGUGGUGAAUGCCUUGAGAAAAAAGUAGAGCAGGGGCACGGGGCGGUGACAUAAGAGAAAAAUGCCACUGGAACUGAUCGGGGGCUGAAAUUGAGCAAAGUCAUGAAAGAGACAAGGGAGUGAGCCACGUGGCUAUCUGGAGGAAGAUUAUUUCUAGCAUGUGGAAAAGCUAGGAAAGACGUCCAGAGACCGGAGGGAAAAAGCUGGAGCGGGGGAGGCCGCGUGGUGGAAGGAGCUGAGCAGGGGAGAGUGCCUUCGUGACUCAAGGUAGAUGUGAUCAGCACUGGAAAAAGAUGCCAGCCCCAGCUACCACAUAUGAAAGAAUUGUUUACAAAAAUCCCUCUGAGUACCACUACAUGAAAGUCCGCCUAGAAUUUCAAGAUGGUGGUGUUGGACUGAAUGCUGCACAGUUCAAACAGCUGCUUAUUUCAGCCCUGAAGGAGCUGUUUGGUGAGGUCGAUGCUGCCUUACCUCUGGACGUUCUAACCUAUGAAGAGAAGACCCUGUCAGCCAUCCUGAGGAUAUGCAGCAGUGGUCUUGUUAAAUUGUGGAGCUCUCUGACCCUGUUAGGAUCCUAUAAAGGCAAGAACUGUGCUUUCAGAGUGAUUCAGGUUUCUCCAUUUCUCCUUGCAUUAUCUGGCAAUAGUAGAGAACUAGUAUUGAAUUGAGUAGUCUUCAAUUUGAGAAAAUAUUCCUCACUCUCAAAAGUGCUUUUUGUUGCCAGCACAAUGUUUGGAAACCGAAGCAGCCCAAAAGCUCCUAUCGAUGGGAUUUGAGAGUGCUGAAGAUGUUCCCAGUAAUGUCCAGCCAUCGCCUUUGGUGGGGUAGGCUUCACAGGAGAAUCUGCCUGAGCCAAGCAGUGCUGAACAGGCAACCCUUAGAGCACAUGCACCUCAGAGUCGGAGACCGGGCUGAACUCAGGAGAGCCUUCACACAGAGGGACGUGGUCACCUUCUCAGAAUUAACAGGGGACAUCAAUCCUUUGCACUUAGAUGAAGAUUUUGCAAAACACACCAGAUUUGGAAAGACAAUUGUCCAUGGAGUUUUGAUCAAUGGACUUAUUUCAGCUCUCCUCGGUACUAAAAUGCCAGGGCCAGGCUGUGUGUUUCUUUCCCAGGAAAUUAACUUUCCAGCCCCUUUAUAUGUUGGGGAAGUUGUUUUAGCUUCUGCAGAAGUGAAAAAGCUGAAGCGGUUCAUUGCCAUUAUUGCAGUAUCAUGUUCCGUACUGGAAAGUAAAAAGACCGUUAUGGAAGGGUGGGUUAAAGUUAUGGUCCCAGAAGCUCCCAAAUCCUGAAAUAUGUCUUUAGAGGUACAAGUUCAGGCAUCAGUGUUGUUAUUGAAAGCCUCUGGGGAAAACAGGGAUGGCUCUUCUUCAGCAAGGACAGGCUCAUAAACCUGUACUAGGGGAAGGGAGCAGAUAGAGAGAUGUUCCAGCGUCCACUUAGGCUUCACUCCGGCUUAAGUAUAUUUAUCAUCUAUCUAGGUUUUCACCACUGAAAAACAUAGGCAAUUCCCUGGUGGUCCAGUGGUAGGACUCUAGGCUUUCACUGCCAGGGGCAUGGAUCCAGUCCCUUGUCAGGAAAGUAGGAUCCCACAAGCCGUGUGGCACAGCAUGCACAUGCGUGCACAAAUACAAGUGAACAGGGGAGAUCAGAGGUGAUUCUAAGGUUGCACAUUGUUAACCAGGCUCCCAUAAGGUGCCAUUAAAAAAGAAAAAAAUAAACCUGAAAAAAGUGUUAGGAAAGUUAUCAUUUAGCUUAAUGUUCUACUUUUAGAAUUUCAAACCUAAUUAGAUUUGCAUUCAGAUAACACAAACCUACCUAUAUCUGUGCAGAUAAGAAUUUACUAAAGUCACUGAGUUUAUAAGUAGCAAGCAUUUAAUUAUUAAAGGCAACGAUGGAAGAUAGGUCAUCUUUGAACACCUAUCUUUUAACAGUAAAUAUUGUUAGAUCCUGUUCUUCAGCAGUUUCUGAAUCAGAGUUUAUUAUAAUUUGUUACUGUUUACACCAACAUGGUGAUUUAUUGAUCCUUCCUUCAGUGUCACUUGCCCUUCAGAUGGUUUUCCUGUCACUGGGGGAGGGCUUAUGUGCAUCUUUGGACUCAGUUCUGUAAGCUCUCUUGGUUUCAUCUAUAAAGCAGUGAUAACGACUCCAUACAGGAGUGCUGGAGAUGACAGAUACAAAUAGGUAAGCACAAGGCCCAGCCUCUAAACAAGUAGCAACUGCUGUUGCCAUUCUCAUCUGUGAGCAAGGUUACAGGUUUCCUGAGCUUGGAGCUAUCUGGCCAAAAAUUAAAGAACAGAUGAAUCUUUCAGGAUGUCAGCCAGUCUCCAUUGGUUUUCUAAACCUGGAAUAGAUCUUGAGUGCAGAGUUUCUAUUUUAGCAAUCCAGGUGAUUUUCUCUCUCCCUUGAAAAUAUUUUGGGGAGUCCCCACCCAUUAUAUAAAUAAUACAUGCUUUUAUUAAAAUAAUUAUAAAAAGAUUGAGGGGACACUGGUGGCCAAGUUCUUGAGCACUGAGGGGUGUUAGAGAGGAAACGUGCCUAAUUUGUUGUUAUUGGUCAUCCUGUACACAGCCAGCACUAUUAAGACAAGAAUCUAUGGUAGAACAUACAGGUAGUCCAUCUGUGCUCUGUGGCUUUAAAUGGUGGCUCAGACCACAGCUGGUUGCUUUGAUCAGGAAGAUAAGAUCAAAUUAAUUGGCUGCAUCCACCCACAUUUCCUGGAAAAAAUUUUCCUGCUGCUGGGUCAGUAACUAGAUUUUUGUUGUUGUUGUUUACGUCAACUACUACUACUAUUAAGUCGCUUCAGUCGUAUCCGACUCUGUGCAACCCCAUAGACAGCAGCCCACCAGGCUCCCCUGUCCCUGGGAUUCUCCAGGCAAGAACACUGGAGUGGGUUGCCAUUUCCUUCUCCAGUGCAUGAAAGUGAAAAGAAAGUGAAGUCGCUCAGUCGUGUCUGACUCAGCGACCCCACGGACUGCAGCCCACCAGGCUCCUCCGUCCAUGGGAUUUUCCAGGCAAGAGUACUGGAGUGGGGUGCCAUUGCCUUCUCCGUGUUUACAUCAAGGGGAUCCUUAAAACAGACUACCAGAAAGAAUUGUUCUCAUCACUAGAGGGCAGUGUUGUGUAUAAAUGAGUAGUUCAAUAUUGUACCAUACUCCAGUUUGUGUUGGUAGUGUGGAAAAUACCAAAAUCAGGGUGCAGAGCAAGGAUGCCAUUAUCAUGAGUUUCAGAAGGGGAAGCUUAUACGGGUUCAGGUUCACCUGAAGAAGGUGUAUGUAUAGGUGAAACACGGUACAUGCAGAUAAUUGGAUGUGACACUGGAAAACAAAACGGAGAAUUUGAGUCACAAAAUAAACACUUGAUGCUGAGAUCAUCUAUUCCUGCAGAACUCAUUCUCUGGGAUUUAAUGGCAAUCCUGAAGGAUGGGUCUGCAAGUGGAGUGUGGUGUGAUCAUUGAUACUGUAAGUUACCAUUCUUUCAAUGAUAAGCCAGGUUUGUACAGUAAUUCUAAUCCUUUAAACAGUUUUAUGAAGUUACUGUUCCGUUUUAUGGGCUCUAUGACUUGCCCAGGGUUGUCAGCUAGUAUGCAGUGGAGCUGGGAUCCGCAUGGGCCUGCCUGGCUCCAGAACAUUUCUUUUUUCCAUUACCCUGUGGGCCUUAAAAUGUUCCCAUAUUGGAACGCUAUCAGUUUCUAUAAUAGUAUCUUAUGUUGCAUUUGUAUUUGGAACUACCAUCGUACAUAAUUUUUUUUCUAUUUAGAAUAUUCUAGAUCCUAUUCCCUGUUACAGUUUUAAUGUUUUCCUCGCUGUUACUUGAUGGCUUCUACCAAAACCUAUUGCCUGUACUUUUUCUAAGUUGAUAUUCAGUGAGUGUCUUCAGAGCAGAAUUACUGAAAGAGUUAUUCUAAAGUCAGGCGUGGUGGGGCCUUGUGUAUAUGAGAUCUGAUGGAUAGCUGAUUAAUAGUGUGUAACUUAAAGUAGCUUCUCAGUAGGAAUGUUUCCUUUUUUUUUUUUAAUUAUCCAUAGAUGUCAUGGUCUUUGAUCUUUAUAAACUGAAAUAGAUGGAACAGAGAAGUAGGCAAGGAUUUAGGGAAACUCUGUAAAUGAUGACUUAUUAUUUUUAUGCUGAGCCAAGAUUCUCAGACCACUUAAUGCUUUGUUAAAGCUGACUAUAACACAAACUAGCUGGCUGGCUUUUUCAUUUUGAGCUCUCUACAAGUUGCCAGAAAGAGUGACUCUUCUGAUGAAAGCACGAGUGCCUCUUACAUAGGAAAUCCUCUUCCAAGUAAUUGAGAAGUGGCCUUGACUGUCCAGGGUCACAAAGAAGUGAGUACAAAAGUACUGACUGAAAGAGCAGGGCAGAUUGUCCUAGUGCUUUCCAUAUAGGGGCAUUAUAAGACCACAGUUUAUAGGAUGUUUGAUCGCCACAGAAAUAUAUACCCAUCGUAAGCAAUUUCAGCCUAAUGUACUGGAAAAUUGCUUAACAGAUUUUUGUAUUUGAUUAGAAACAUUUCCAUAUUGGUGAAAUGCCACUCAUUUCUUUUUCUGAGCAGUGAAUCUUAAGUAGCAACAGGGAGAAAGCCUCCCCACAGCCACCAUUCAUCUUGCAUAUUCAGCUAGAAAAAGAAAGAACAGCUAAAGGCCCAUUGGUACCUCUUAGGUAACCACAGGUUUUCAUUUUGUGCUGAAUUAUUAGACAUUUUUCUUUUUAUGUUCUUAGAGCAUGAUUAAGAGACCAAUUUACUCCCAAAGAAAAUUGCUACUAAAUUACAUCUAUUAAGUUUUUAUAUUAAAACAUACUCUACCAAAGGUUGACAGUCGCUGAGCAGCUGUGCCACUCUGAAUGCGUCAUGUGCUGGCAUAAUUUAUUAACUGACUCUAUGCAAGUGCCGUGAAAUUACUCUGGGGCUGCAUUUGAGUAUCUCCAGGGUCCCGUAUGUUUCACUCCCUUUGUCCUUGGCUUUUCUUCCUAUGGAUUACACACAGAGACCAGAAUUCUCAACAUCUUCAGAGAAAUUUUGGUUUGCAGAAAAAUCAUAAAAAAAAACCAAGACGAAUGUGGACACUACAUAAAUAGAACAGAUUUAAUAGAAGGCUCCACAAACAGUCGAUUUCUAGGCCACAGUCAAUUUCUUGGGUGGCCCUUAGUGAGGCCACAGUUCACAUGACCUUAUAAACCAUGAGCAAAAUUCCUCUGUGAUGUAAUGAAAAAAUUCCAGUAUGUAAGGGAAGUAAGAAUGAUCACAAGUGACUUGAAUUUUUUUUUUAAAUCCAGAUCACGAAUAUUUAAAGAAAGAAAAUAAUUCUGAGUGGGGAGGUGAUGCGGCUUGGGAAGCACUAAGUUUUUCACUAGGUUCUAUGAGUUGACUUGUAGAACAGUUGCCAGGUCUGGAAGCGUCCUCACUAAAACUCAUUAUUUUCAGUCAGUCUGGCCAAAUGUCAAGCUGUUAAACAACCUGUGGACUAUCUAAACAUUUGGCAGCAUACAAGAAUAUAAAUCUUUAUUUUCCCUUGCAGCCCUGAGUAGUUACGUAUAUGGCAACAGAAGAACUGCAUAUCUCAUUUGCUUUACCCAGUAUGAGACUGGAAGCAAAGUAGAUUGGAUUCAGAUCAGCUCUGGACUAGGGAGUUUCUCCACAUUCACCGUGAGCCACUUCAAAAGCCAAAUGGCUUUUCAGACUAUCAUAGCCUAGUCUCCAAAAGAUCCAGGGAUCCAGUUAAGUCUAGGCUGUUUAGGGCACUGAUUUGGGUAGAUGAGAUUAUAAGGCUGUCUAUAGUAUUUUAUUCUCAGAGGCUUCAGGCAAGAAUUCCUCGAGAACAGGAAAGCCUAGAUUGAGAGUCCGUGGCUUCAUUCCACCAAAUACCUGAUUUCUCACUUUCAGUUUCAUUUCCUUAGUAAGGAAGAGGACAGGCUGUCAUUUGAUGACCUUUGCAACUCAGUUGUAUAAUAUUGUUAUGUUUUUUCCUAAACAUACAAGUAAAAUAUUUUUAAAGACAUUCUGAAAAGUGCAGAAAAACAAAAUAGCAUCAUGAUUCUGUUUGCUAAAGACCCUCAGCUAAUAUUUUGGUGGGCUUCCUUCUGAUGUUUUUCCUAUGAACAUUUUAAAAUCUUGAAGUCAUAAAAUGCAUAUAUUGGGGUUUUUUUCCUACUUUUUUUGGUAAAAUAUUUAUGAUUGUAUCACGAUUUGUCUGGUCUUCUAUUACAUAUAUACCUUUGAGUGCUAUGUAUUUGCAUUGAUCUCUGAGUAUUUCCUUAGGAUAAUCUCCUACAGGUGGGAUUACUGGGUAAGGACAUUUCAAUGUGUGUUGUCAAAUCCCAGCUGCUAGUGCCAGACCUCUUACAUGGUUAAGUACUCAGUAAAUAAUUGUUGAGUGCAUAAAUGCCCCAAUUUAUAAAGCCCUAGCAGUAUGCAAGAAGAGCCUUGUCUCCGGUCAGCCCACAUAAUAUGAGUAAUGAUUAAAGCCGAAUUUUGGUUUCUGUGAAUCUGGUAAUGAAAUAACAUAUUUGCCUUAAGAAACAAGUAAAAAGUGAACCCUCCCUAAGUGA
Molecule: messenger RNA, 6607 nt
Organism: Capra hircus (goat)
Lineage: Eukaryota; Metazoa; Chordata; Mammalia; Artiodactyla; Bovidae
Gene: RPP14
Product: ribonuclease P/MRP subunit p14
Exons: 6
Coding region: 353-727 (124 amino acids)
Biological process (GO): tRNA 5'-leader removal
Cellular component (GO): ribonuclease P complex
Source: RefSeq, a predicted model, not a curated record